AUGCCGACCGCGGAGAGGACGUUAUACACCGCUCCAGGAGAGUAUAGCACCGACGACAUCGACCUGCCAAGUUUGACUGUUCAGCAGCAGAACCCGCAGGAGCCAGAACAAGUACGGAACGUCGACUUUGAGGACGCCUUACGCCGCGUGGAUGAACUACUACCCAGCGACAUGGAGGCUCGCUGGUUGUUACACGCCUUCGAAAGCUCAGGCGCGGAGAAGCUGCGGGAGAUUGGCCUUCGCGCUCGUGAUUAUCGAAAGUACUUUGAAGCCUGGGAGACACUGCAUUUGGUGCAAGGAGGUCCCGAAGAGACAUUCAUCAGAUCCGACAUGGCUCACUAUAUCCGUCACUACUUCUCCACGGGCUUGGCCAAGCUCGCCGCCGCCGAGGUCGAGCUAAUGGUUCGCACAUACGAAAAGUACAAGUCUUUUAUGUGCAAGUUUGAGAAGUUGGUGGCUGGCUGGACCGCGCCAUACUUUGCUGACCACAUGACUUUGCACCUAAACUUGAAGCACGGAGGCCGAGGCAUCGUUGUCACCGCCGGCAAUAAGCAAGCGCCGCACCUGAGGACGCUGGUCGAUAGUUUGCGCGGUGUCGGAUGCACCCUACCCAUCGAAGUCAUGUACCUGGAUGACGCGGACCUCAAUGUCGAGGUUCAAGAAGAGCUUUCAGCCCUUGAUGGCGUCACCACCCGGGAGAUGGCGCCAAUGGUGGACGAUAGAGGCUGGAAGUUGACUGGCUGGGCCGCCAAGCCCUACGCAAUCUUAUUCUCCAGCUUUCGCGAGGCAAUCUUCAUCGACGCAGACAGUCUCUUUUUCCACGAUCCAGAGAUGCUAUUCGAGGAUCAAGACUACCAGCGAACAGGCGCGCUGUUCUUCAAGGACCGGGCACUCUGGCGCGAGUGGAAGAAGGACUGGCUAAAGAAAGUGCUUCCCAAGCCUGUUUCAGCGCAGGUUCUCGACAGUCGGUAUUGGAAAGGAGAGAGCGGACAAAUGCAGGAGUCUGGGGUUGUCGUCAUCGACAAAUGGCGCCAUUUCAUUUCCAUGCUCAUCGUCUGUCGCCUGAAUGGCCCUGAAAGAGAAGGCGACAAGGCAAAGGGCACAUCUGGCGUUUAUGACAUGGUAUAUGGUGACAAGGAAACGUUUUGGAUUGGCUGGGAGCUCGCCGGUGAUACAGACUAUGCUUUUCACCGUGGUCGUGUCGGCGUCAUGGGCAUAGACGAGGAAGAGAAGAACAAAAAGGCUUCUAACAACAACGAAGCUGCCACCGAGGAACUAAAGAGGUCAGCCAACGCAAACGCGACAGCCGAAGCCGACAAGAGUGCUCGAAAGGAAAUCACAAUCUGCUCGCCCCAACUGCUACAUCUAGGCGUGGACGGACAGCCGCUCUGGUUCAACGGUGGUCUGGUACAGAACAAGUUCGCCCCGAUGAAGGAAUGGGAAUUCGAAACAUUCCGAGAUUUCAUCGUCGAACCCGAGGUCUCGUCGACAUCGAGUUGGACAAUGUUGACAGGCAACAGGGCCUGCCUAACAGGCGGUGACGGCCUAAGAUUCCCGUUCAGCAGGAACGAUAGCGAGUCGCUCGACAUGAUGAAGAAUCAUGCAAAGAAAUACCUGAAGGAUCCUGCAGAUGUUAAAUGA
Messenger RNA from Beauveria bassiana ARSEF 2860, 1641 nucleotides. RefSeq names its product alpha-1,3-mannosyltransferase. Gene Ontology annotation, cellular component: Golgi apparatus. Gene Ontology annotation, biological process: protein O-linked glycosylation. NCBI's taxonomy places the organism in Eukaryota, Fungi, Ascomycota, Sordariomycetes, Hypocreales, Cordycipitaceae. Gene Ontology annotation, molecular function: alpha-1,3-mannosyltransferase activity. The record is from RefSeq and is a predicted model, not a curated record. The coding region runs from base 1 to 1641 and encodes 546 amino acids. The transcript is spliced from 2 exons.